Messenger RNA from Ctenopharyngodon idella (grass carp), 2345 nucleotides. RefSeq names its product fibronectin type III and SPRY domain containing 1-like (gene fsd1l). The transcript has 14 exons. Bases 141 to 1727 code for a protein of 528 amino acids. The record is from RefSeq and is a predicted model, not a curated record. Gene Ontology annotation, molecular function: protein binding. Lineage: Eukaryota; Metazoa; Chordata; Actinopteri; Cypriniformes; Xenocyprididae.
CAUAGAAGCCGGCUGGGAGAGACACACACUGCGCAUGCUCAGUAAUGCUCCUUGUUCCAGAGGGAAUCAUCGGGCGCCUUCAUUGCUGCCGACAUUCUCACUGUUCAUGAACUGAAUUCACUUCGUUUGCGAACCUCGUAAUGGACUCUCAGAAAGAUGCCUUACAGAGGAUAAUUGCCACAUUAGCAAACAAAAAUGAGGAGCUCCAUAAUUUCAUUGAAAUGCUGAAUCACACUUUGGGUCGAGUUCAGGUCAACUCCACACAGGUGGUGUCGGAUUUAGAGGAGGAAUUCGACACGCUGUACUCCAUGCUGGACGAGAUGAAAGAGAGCAUGACGAGUGCCAUCAAACAGGAAACAGUCCGGAAAUCACAUGAGCUUCAGAACCAGCUGACCCAGAGCAGCAGUGCGUUAGAGAGCGCCGAGGAGCUUCUGGAGUUCGCCAACACUGCGCUGCACAUCACAGACGAGGGCGAGUUCACUAAGGCUGCCAAACAGAUCAAAGAUAGGGUCACGAUGGCUCCUGCCUUCCGCUUGACGAUGAAGCCCAAAGCCACAGAUAACAUGACCCAUCUGAUGGUGGACUUCAGUCAUGAGAGACAGGUUCUGCAGGGCCUCAAGUUCCUCCCCGUGCCCAGAGCCCCGGAGAUCGUGCUCGGAGACUGUGUGGUGAUGGAUAAUGAGGUGACCGUAACCUGGAGGAUGCCGGUGGAGGACAGCAAGAUCGACCAUUACAUCUUAGAGUACAGAAAAACCAACCACGAGGGUCUGCCGCGGGUGAAGGACGAGCAGUGCUGGGAGGUGCUGGACGACAUCAAGACCACUGAACACACCCUACAAGGAUUGAGAUUUGACUCCAAAUUCAUGAACUUCCGGGUACGAGCGUGUAACAAAGCAGCCGCGGGCGAUUAUUCAGACCCCGUCACCUUGGAAACUAGAGCGUUUAACUUCGGCUUUGACUCCACGUCAUCUCAUCUGAAUCUGAAGGUGGAGGACGGGAGUGUGGAGUGGGAUCCGCAGGGAGGGAAAGGCCUAGACAGCAAAGUCAAAGGGAAGGAGAACAAGGGCAGCAGUGCACAUUUCACCAAUCUGAAGAACAUGUCCAGAAGUGGAACUCCAUCUCCUAAACGAACAUCAGUGAGCCGCUCACCGGCCACCAGAGGAGCCAGAGAUCGCUUCACUGGAGAGUCCUACACAGUUCUGGGGGACACAUGUAUAGAGUCUGGGCAGCAUUACUGGGAAGUGAAGCCUCAGAAAGACUGUAAGUCCUACAGCGUUGGUUUGGCCUACAGAAACCUUGGGAAAUUUGACCAGUUGGGGAAGACCAACAACACCUGGUGUAUCCACGUCAACAACUGGCUGCAGAACUCAUUUGCGGCCAAACACAACAACAAGGCAAAGAAUUUGGAUGUGCCGGUACCGGACAGCAUCGGAGUCUACUGUGACUUUGAUCGGGGCCAACUUUCUUUCUAUAAUGCUGAAAACAAACAGUUACUCCACACGUUUAAGAUGAAGUUCACCCAGCCUGUAGUUCCAGCCUUCAUGGUGUGGUGCGGCGGUCUGACGCUGACCUCAGGCCUGCAGGUUCCCAGCGCGGUAAGAAGCUUCCAGAAAACAGAGAAUGGGCUGGGAGGAUCGAACAGCAGUAUAUCCCAGCAGGAUCCCUCAGUGUCCUGUGAUAUCUGCUUCUACGAUAAACUGCCUUCAGUGGACGCCCUCCUGCCGUGAACACAUCUCCCAAUCCUUCAGGAAAACUGGACACACUCGCGAUGGCCGAGGCUCGUAGACCGGCAGGAUCUGGAGAGACGUUUCCUUCACGUUCUCUUCGACAGACACUUUCAUCAGGAGAUGUUUGCGUCGGAAAAGCUAGUGGUUUAUCAGGGAAUAGUUGAGUGCACUUUCUAACACUGAUUUAGGUUGAACGAUGACAUGCUUUUUGAGUUGUUUGUCUUUCACUAUUAUUUUAGUUUUGUUCUGUGUAGUGUGAGCGUUUUAUCUGCUUUCUGUGGGAUUUUCUUAAAUGUCCUGAGAUCCGAAAUCUGUAGAUCAUCCUUCAGUUGGUGAAUUUGAGCUUUGCACAAGUCUAAAAAUGAUGAAAGCUGCUUAUAAUGUCCCCAGAUUGUCAUAUACUGUUAUUAUUAUAUCUGGAUAACUUUGGAUGUGUAUGUUUUUGUUGUAUAAAUGUGUCAUCCUGAGUUUGUCAUUAUGUUGAUUUUUAAGUCAUUUAGGUCUAAUUUUUGGACUGAAGCAAGAUUUUGUCAACAUUUGUGCAGAAACUAAUAAUCAAACCUCUGUAACACUCCUUAAUGAGCUUAAUUCCAAACAUUAAAGCUCACCAAAGACUCA